CAUUCAACUGCUGUUUCUUCCCUUAGUCCCCACCUCCAUCUCGUUCAGGAUGAGAACAGCAGAAAAUGGGAACUUCUGCUAUUUUGCCCUGGCUUAUUCUUCCCUGAAACAAUGGCUCAGAGAGCCUGUAACCUGCUUGAAUGGAGAUGAUGCAGAAGAACGUGAGGAAGAAGAGAGUGGCAGUGAUGGGAGCUGGGAUCGGGGGUGUGGGGGCCAUUAAAUGCUGCUUGGAUGAAGGGCCAGAACCCACCUGCUUUGAGCCCACCUGUGACGACACUGGGGGACUCUGGAGAUUCCAAGAGAAGUCAGAGGAAGGACAGCCCAGCAUCUACAGAUCUGUGAACAUCAACACUUCCAGGGAAAUGCCCUGCUUCAGUGACUUCUCCAUUCUGAUCAUUUUCCAAAUU
Diceros bicornis minor is the source of this 407-nucleotide messenger RNA. Its product is annotated as flavin-containing monooxygenase 5-like. The record is from RefSeq and is a predicted model, not a curated record. The annotation marks the transcript as partial. Gene Ontology annotation, molecular function: flavin adenine dinucleotide binding; N,N-dimethylaniline monooxygenase activity; NADP binding. The transcript is spliced from 3 exons. NCBI's taxonomy places the organism in Eukaryota, Metazoa, Chordata, Mammalia, Perissodactyla, Rhinocerotidae.